UGAACCCUGCACUUGCAAUGUUCCCCAUGAAAGGCCCACUUUCUCCCUUACAAAAUCUCUCUCUACCUCCCCAAGCAUUAGGAAGAGCAAAAAUCAUCAAUUGAUAGACAGGAAGAAUAUGGGAGGGUGUGCAACAAAGCUGAAGGUUUUAAAGACCAGAGCUGUUGGUAAGCCGGCCGACGAACCUCUUCCAGAGGCGAAGAAAGAGGUAAUGGUAGUAAUGGAAGCUGGAGAUUACAGUGAGAGAGUGAAGGAGAUCGUCGGUGAUGAUAGCAUCAACGACAAGGGCGAUGAGCCUGCAACUCAUAAACGUCGUUCCCUUAGUCUCUUGCUUGAAGAGGUAAAAGAGGCGAAGACAGAGGUGGUGGAAGCUGGAGAUUAUAGUGGGAGAGUGAAGGAGAUUGUCGGCGAUGAUGAUGACAACGACAAGGUCGAUAAGCAAGGCACUCAUACACGUCGUUCUCUCAGUCUCUUAUUCGAAGAGGUAAAAGAGGCGAAGAAAGAGGUGAUGAUUAUGAUGGAGGCUGGAGAUUACCGUGAAAAAGUGAAGGAGAUCACUGGUGAUGAGGACGUCACCGACAAGACCGAUGAGCAUGGCAUUCAUAAACGUCGUUCCCUCAGUCUCUUGUUCGAAGAGGAGAGCAAGGAAUCGGCUAUAAAGGACAACGCGUCGACUGAGCUGGCGAAACAAGCGAAACAAUCAUUUAAAGGAGAUACUCCAAACAACAAUUUAGCAAAUGAAUCCAAACAAAGUGGAAAAUCAGAAGUUAUAGUUGAAGAGCAACUUGCUUUUGCUGCUGGAGUUGCUGCUCAAGAAGAGUCUGAAGAAACACAGAAGAUAGAUUUGGCGACGCCGAAACUUGUCAGAAAGACGACGCAGAUGGAGAAAAUUGAGGAAAAAGCCGAUGAGAACGUGGAAAUAAUGUGAGUAAGGCAGUUACAUAGCUUAUGGUUUGAGCUUAUGAGGAGUAGUUUUUACAUGGCAACACAUGCAAUGAUCUCGGCAUCCUUUCCCGUUUGUGAUCAGAACUUAUAAUUUUGGCUUACUUUGAUUAUUCUUAUUUGAGUUGAGCAUGUUAAUGAUAUUACUGUUUUUGCUUA
Eucalyptus grandis is the source of this 1101-nucleotide messenger RNA. RefSeq lists its product as uncharacterized. Bases 119 to 928 code for a protein of 269 amino acids. The record is from RefSeq and is a predicted model, not a curated record. NCBI's taxonomy places the organism in Eukaryota, Viridiplantae, Streptophyta, Magnoliopsida, Myrtales, Myrtaceae. The transcript is spliced from 2 exons.